AUGUCCCUUAUUCGCGCCGCUAGCGGCGCCGUUAUUCGGUGCUUUCGAUGCUUUGAGGGCGUAGCGGAUUAUGUUACGGGCGCGGCGGGGCCCGUGUUCAUCGGUCUCGCGUGGGUGUUGACCAGUGUUGGGGGUUUUGUGUUCUUCGACGUAGUGGCCAGCGCCCUCUCAUGGCCCACAACUCUCCUCUUCCUCCCGAUCUACGUCCUCGUCCCAUUGAACAUGUACGGCCAAUACUACCUCGUGACCCACAUUUCGCCAGGAUACCCCGUCGCACGGAGUGAGAAGGAUACGCGGUUGCUCUAUCCCGCAAGGGGGAGUUUCUUCACUCCAGAGAGGUGGGGAUGGGAGAGAAAGGGGCCGACACCGAUCCCGGCUGGACCGCACUUGGGGAUGCGGGUGCGGAGGUGUAGGAAGUGCGAGGGGCCUAAGCCUGAGCGCACACACCACUGCAGCGUAUGCAACCGCUGCGUACUCCAGAUGGACCACCACUGUCCAUGGAUCAACGCCUGUGUCGGACUACACAACCAGCGCCACUUCGUGCUCUUCAUGGUGUGGCUCAGCUUUGCGUGCUGGGUUGUCGCGGUGCUGGGAUACCCGCACUUCUGGACGAGCGUGGAUAUGAGGCAUGCUUGGCCAGCGUUUACCCCCCGCAUAGCUUUCACGCUCAUCUGGGUACUCUCCAUUGCUAUUGGGUUCGCCGUCCCCGUCCUCGGAGGGUGGCAUCUCUACAUGGUCGCGAAGGGGGAGACAAGCAUUGAGAGUCACGAUAACGAGUAUUUGACACGCAAGGCCAAGGAAGAGGGGUUGAUAUACCUCAACCCUUAUGACCAGGGGAAACGGCGUAACCUCGAGUUCUUCUUCAACAUAGGGCCGGAGGGGUACCCCCCGAUUACCCUCCUCUUCCCGCUCCUCGUCCCCCCCUCAACAAACGGCUGGGUCUGGCCUCACCGUACCUUCCCCUCGCCAGCACCACGUGUCGGCUCACUCCAUGCGCCCGAGCUUGCCGCGGGUCUGAUCGACCGCAACGACCGAGAAAGUGGCCAGGGCGACGGGCCUGGUGGCCGCUACGUCAUGGGCGGCGGAGAUGAGCUGACGGACGAUGAGGGCGGCGGCGGAGGAUGGUGGGAGCCGGAGUGA
Molecule: messenger RNA, 1140 nt
Organism: Cutaneotrichosporon cavernicola
Lineage: Eukaryota; Fungi; Basidiomycota; Tremellomycetes; Trichosporonales; Trichosporonaceae
Exons: 7
Coding region: 1-1140 (379 amino acids)
Molecular function (GO): palmitoyltransferase activity
Source: RefSeq, a predicted model, not a curated record